Tachyglossus aculeatus (Australian echidna) is the source of this 2390-nucleotide messenger RNA. Its product is annotated as steroid 21-hydroxylase. The transcript has 10 exons. The record is from RefSeq and is a predicted model, not a curated record. Gene Ontology annotation, biological process: progesterone metabolic process; hormone biosynthetic process. NCBI's taxonomy places the organism in Eukaryota, Metazoa, Chordata, Mammalia, Monotremata, Tachyglossidae. The coding region runs from base 98 to 1573 and encodes 491 amino acids. Gene Ontology annotation, molecular function: iron ion binding; heme binding; steroid 17-alpha-monooxygenase activity.
AAGGCCGGGGUGAUUUAUACCCGAGGCGAGGGAGGGGCGAGGGGGAUAUAUCUGGGGCUCCGGGCGUCCCUGGCCCCCGUCCCCGCCGUGGCCCACCAUGCUGCUGUUGGCCCUGCUUCUGCUGGGGGCUCUGGCCGCCCUCUGGGUGUGGGGGGCUCCGCUCUUCCACCGGUCGAAGCUCCACCUGCCCCCGCGUGUCCCCGGUUUCCUGCACCAGCUCCGGCCCAACCUGCCCAUCCACCUGCUCCACCUUGCCCAUACACACGGGCCCCUCUACCGCAUCCACUUUGGGAACCAGGAUGUCGUGAUUCUGAACUCCAGGCAACUGAUUUGGGAAGCCAUGGUCAAGAACUGGCUGAACUUUGCGGGGAGACCACUGAUGAAAUCCUCCCAGCUGGUGUCCAUGGGAGGGAAGGACCUGUCUCUGGGCAACUACUCUCCAGCCUGGAAAGACCUGAAGAAGCUCACCGUCUCCGCUCUCCAGCUCGAGAUGCGCAACAAGAUGGAGCCCAUGGUGUGGCGGCUGGCCCACGAGCAGUUCGAGGGCUUCCGGGCCCAGGCCGGCAGCACCGUGGACUUAUUCCGGGAAUUCUCCAAGCUCACCAACCGCAUCAUCUGCACCAUCACCUUCGGGGACUUGGAGGAGUCCACCUUGCAGGACGUGCAGGACUGCACCUCGGAACUGGUAUCUCUGUGGGCCUCCUCGUCCAUCCGCAUCCUGGACAUCUUCCCCUUCCUCCGGUUCAUCCCCUACCCGGCCCUGAGACGCAUGAAAACGUUGCUGAAGAAACGGGACCGGUUCAUCAGAGAGCAGAUGCGGAGGCACAGGGAGACGCAGGUGUCCGGCGUGGUGCGGGACAUGACGGAUUACAUGCUGCGGGAGCUGCGGGAGAAGAGCGGCGCGUGGGACGUCUCCGAAGAGCACAUGCACAUGGCCCUCCUCGACUUGGUGAUCGGGGGCACGGGGACCACGGCGGCCGUGCUGAACUGGGUGGUCCUCUUCUUGCUCCACUACCCCGAGGUCCAGAAGAGGCUGCAGGAUGAGCUGGACUUGGAGUUGGGCCCGGCCUCCUCGGCUUCCUCGGCCUCCCUGCUGCCCUACAAGGACCGGGCGCGGCUGCCCCUGCUCAACGCCACCAUCACCGAGGUGCUGCGCCUCCGGCCCGUCGUCGCCCUGGGCCUCCCGCACCUCACCCUCAGAGAUACCAGCCUCGGCGGCUUCGACAUCCCCCGCAACACGAUCGUGAUCCCCAACCUGUACGGAGCCCACCACGACGCCGCCGUCUGGGAGCAGCCCUUCGCCUUCCGACCGGAUCGCUUCCUGAAGGCGGAGUCGUCCCAGCUGCCCCUGCCGUUUGGCUGCGGGGCCCGGAUCUGCGUGGGCGAGGGCCUGGCCCGCGUGGAGAUCUUCCUCAUUCUGGUCCAGCUGCUCCAGCGCUUCACGCUCAGCCCGGCCCCGGCCAGCGCCGCCGCCCUGCCCUCCCUCACCCCCGACUUCGGAGGCGUCACGAAGAGCCAGCCCUUCCGCGUGCACCUGCUGCCCAGGGGAGGGGGCGGCCGGGCUGCCACCUAAGGGGGGUCCCGGACGCCCCCGCAGGGGCAGGGACCGACGCAGCCCGCAGAGACCCCCUCGCCUCGCCUCGCCUCGCCUCGCCUCGCCUCGCCUCGCCCCGGGGCCCGCGCCCGUUUCCCGGACAGCAUCUGGGCCUAGUAUCCGCACGGCUGCUCUUUUUGUCCGUUUAUUGCUUCUGUACAAACCUCUCCCCCUCCUCCCGUCCCCCUGCCCCCCGCCCCCCAAUCCCUGUAAACAAGCUUUGGAAAACGGCCCUUCUCCCGGCCUGGGGAGGUGGGGGCCGGGGCCUCUCUUCCUCCUCCUCCUCCUCCUCCUCCUCCUCCUCCUCCUCCUCCUCUUCCUCCUCUUCCUCGUCCUCCUCCGCUCCCGUCCCGCCGGGGAGAGGGUCGACCACGGUGCCUGGGGAGGGCGGCCCUUCCCCGUCCCGUCCCGUCCCGUGGGCUCUGAGGGCCAGGAGGCCGCGGGCUCAGGCCCCUUGGGAAGGCGGGAGGUAGCCCCGGGGCCUCAUCUUCAUCUCGGUGAAAGGCACGGAGAACUCGAAUCCCUUCCAGGAGUGCCAGCUGACGCCCUGGGGGCAGAGGAGGAGAGGGGAGGAAGGAGUUAGCGGGCAGGGGGGGCGGCACAGCCCUGCGAGCAGCGCGUUCCCCUCUGUCGGGGCGAGUUCGGCCCCGGUUGCCCCACCGCGGGCCCUCAGCACCCAGUGGCCCCUGGCCCACAGUUGGGGCCCGGGUGAGGCCUUCACUUCAGGCCCUCGGGGCCUCGGCCGUGCCCCCUUCCCCGUCCACGAGGGUAAUAAUAAUAAUGAUGACGGCAUUUA